Dendronephthya gigantea is the source of this 2451-nucleotide messenger RNA. RefSeq names its product putative ankyrin repeat protein RF_0381. Gene Ontology annotation, molecular function: protein binding. The record is from RefSeq and is a predicted model, not a curated record. The transcript has 6 exons. NCBI's taxonomy places the organism in Eukaryota, Metazoa, Cnidaria, Anthozoa, Malacalcyonacea, Nephtheidae. The coding region runs from base 1 to 2451 and encodes 816 amino acids.
AUGACUGAACUUAUGGAAGAUGAUAAUGUUAUGAUGUCCCAGGCUGAGGUCAGCGACGUAACUUCAAGCUUUACGGAAAACAAUAAUAUCGCUUCGUCUGAAAAUAAACAAUCCCAGUCUGUUAAUAAACAGAAAGAAGUUGAAGAUGAACUCCAAGAAAAAGGCAUUCAAAACGAACAAUGUGAUGGCGGUAUUGAGAAGGAGCAAGAGGCAAGUGGAAGCAUAAAUGUCUGCGAAGAAGCGGGAAAACAAAACUUUUGGGAUGAAAUAAAAAAGCAAGUUGAAUGUGGUGAAAACAAAGAAAAUCGUUGGAAGAAGACAAUUCUUUGGCGUGCUUUUCAGUUUAGUCCAGUAGAUCAAAAAAUUGUUGAAUAUUUAGUUGACCAUGGAGCAGACAUUUAUUCCCAGAACGAAGAUGGUGAGACAUUUCUGAUGAUGGCGACGAGGAAUGGUUUACUCGAUCUUGUUAAGUAUUUUGUUCGAGUUAGCCAUAAACAUAAUUUCCUAGACGAUAACAAAGAUCUUCCAAGUACAUUAGAGUCAAAAAUGGCGAAAAAUCGAGCUAAGUUUUGUGGUGAUCUUGUAAAUUGUAAGGAUAAGUCAGGAAAAACCGUUUUACAUCAUGCUGUUAUUGUUGCCGAAAUAGACAUUGUCAAAUAUUUAGUUGAACAAUGUGGCGCUGAUGUAAACGCAAAAGAUGACGAGGAAUGGACAAUCCUGCACAAUGCUGUUACUAAAGAUUCGCUAGAAAUAGUGAAAUAUGUUGUGGAAAAGGGCGCUGAUGUAAAUGGAGGGGAUACUGAAGGGACGACAGUGUUGCACGCCGCGAUUAGUAAAGGUACGCUGGAAAUGUUGAAAUAUCUUGUUGAAAUUGGCGCUGAUGUAAAUGGAAAGAAGAAUAACGGGUGGACUGCGCUGCACUUUGCGGUUACUGAAGGUACGCUUGAAAUGGUAAAAAGUCUUGUUGAAAAAGGCGCUGAUGUAAAUUGCAAGUGCAUGGAUGGAUGGACGGUCUUGCACUAUGCAGUUUGUGAAGGUACACUAGAAAUGGUGAAAUAUCUUGUUGAAAAGGGUGCUGAUGUGAGUAUCAUGAAUACUGACGGAUCUACUCCGCUGCACUAUGCUUUCACCAAAGGUACGCUAGAAAUGGUAAAAUAUCUUGUUCAAAAUGGCGCUAAUGUAAAAGGAAAGAAUACUCACGGGUGGACUGUACUGCGCAGUGCUGUUAGUGAAGGUACACUAAAAAUGGUAAAAUAUCUUGUUGAAAAGGGCGCUGAUGUAAAUGAGAAGGGUAUUCACGAGUGGACAGUGCUGCACGUUGCUGUUACCGAAGGUAAACUAGAAAUGGUGAAAUGUCUUGUUGAAAUCGGCGCUGAUGUAAAUGCAAAGGAUACUGACGGAUGCACAGUUUUGGACGCUGCUGUUUAUAAAGAUGCGCUAGAAAUUAUAAAGUGUCUUGCUGAAAACGGCGCUGAUGAUAAUUUCGGAAGGACAGUUCUGCACGUUGUUGUUUAUGAAGACGCGCUAGAAAUUGUGAAGUAUCUUGUUGAAAACGGCGCUGAUGUAAAUGGAAAGGAUUUUAUCGGGAAGACAGUUCUGCACUAUGCUGCUACCAAAGAUGCGCUGGAAAUUGUAAAAUAUCUUGUUGAAAACGGUGCAGACGUAAAUAGAAAGGAUAUUCACUUGAGGACAGGGCUGCACAAUGCUGUUACAAGAAGUGCUGAUGAAUCGACAGUCUUGCAUACUGCUGUUGAUAUGGGUGCAUUUAAAAAGGUCAAGUAUUUAGUUGAACAAGGUGCUGACGUAAAUGGAAAGGAUUUUAUCGGGAAGACAGUUCUGCACUAUGCUGCUACCAAAGAUGCGCUAGAAAUUGUAAAGUAUCUUGUUGCAAUCGGCGCUGAUGUUAAUGGGAAGGAUAUUCACUUGAGGACAGUGCUGCACAAUGCUGUUACAAGAAGUGCUGAUGAAUCGACAGUCUUGCAUGCUGCUGUUGAUACGGGUGCAUUACAAAAUGCCAAGUAUUUAGUUGAACAAGGUGCUGACGUAAAUGGAAAGGAUUUUAUCGGGAAGACAGUUCUGCACUAUGCUGCUACCAAAGAUGCGCUAGAAAUUGUAAAGUAUCUUGUUGCAAUCGGCGCUGAUGUUAAUGGGAAGGAUAUUCACUUGAGGACAGUGCUGCACAAUGCUGUUACAAGAAGUGCUGAUGGAUCGACAGUCUUGCAUACUGCUGUUGAUAUGGGUGCAUUAAAAAAGGUCAAGUAUUUAGUUAAACAAGGUGCUAACGUAAAUGGAAAGGAUUUUAUCGGGAAGACAGUUCUGCACUAUGCUUCUACCAUGGCCAAAGAUGCGCUAGAAAUUGUAAAGUAUCUUGUUGCAAUCGGCGCUGAUGUUAAUGGGAAGGAUAUUCACUUGAGGACAGUGCUGCACAUGCUGUUACAAGAAGUACGCUAA